Lycium barbarum (goji berry) is the source of this 537-nucleotide messenger RNA. RefSeq names its product F-box protein CPR1-like. The record is from RefSeq and is a predicted model, not a curated record. Bases 1 to 537 code for a protein of 178 amino acids. The transcript has a single exon. NCBI's taxonomy places the organism in Eukaryota, Viridiplantae, Streptophyta, Magnoliopsida, Solanales, Solanaceae.
AUGAAGAGUGAUUCUUGGAGAAUUAUUGAUGAUUGUCCAAGUAUGGUGCAACUACAACAUUCACUAAACUUCACUGGGCUACUCCUAUUGGAGAAAUUACAGCGGGAUACUACUACUAUUGGUUGUAAACUGUGUACUAAACGAAACAUCAUUUCUAUUGAUUUGGCUGAUGAGAAAUGGGGAGAGAUGGAGCAGCCGUGCUAUGGAGAAGGAGAUAUUAUUUUGAGUUUGGGAGUGUUGGGAAGUGAUCUUUUAGUCUUUUAUAAUUAUAAGGGAACAUAUCUAGAUGUUUGGGUUAUGAAGGAGUAUGGGGUUAAAGAAUCUUGGACAAAGAUGUUUACCAUUAAAUAUUCUGACGAUGGAUUGGGGAAUGAAAAUCUUGGGCAAAGAUGUUUAUACAUGGCAAAUGAGGGCAAAGAAGCUCCUUUUUGUACUAAGUUAUCUAUCUCUGUCAUAUACUCCAGAUAUUUCUUACCUAGUUAUUUAAAUGAUGAACCAGCUACUCUAGAAAAUAAUAGUUUUACUGAUGCAUUCUAG